UUUUUUCCCUUUCCUUUUUUUGUGAAUGAAAACGGGAGGUCGCGCGCGGUCCCCGGGACUGCAGCGCUAGGCGUCUUCGCGGCCGCGCCUUCGGAGCGGGCCGGGCGCGUAGCGGCGGCGGCCUCGCCCCUCUCCUCCCCAACUGCGCGUCGCCUCCAGCCUCCGCAGCCAGAGGACCGGCGGCGGCGCGGCCCAGCCGCGCGAGGUCGGCGCCCGCGCGCAGCCCACUCCAGCGUGCCUCCAUGACAUUGGGCGCCCGGGGCGCGGGGAGAUGCUGAUCCGGAAGAGGCAAUGGCUGCAGUGCCGCGCGCGCGGCCGCUCCCGGCCCGCCGUCCGGCCUGGGCUGCUCUGUCAGAGUCUCUGAUCUAGCGCGACCCGGGCCCGGAGCCUGUAGCAGCGGCGGCGGCAGCGGCGGCGGCGGCAGCAGCGGCAGCGGCGGCGGCGGCAGCAGCGGCGGCGGCGACGCCGGCAUCGACCUAACUUGCACGCGCGGAGUGACCCCAGACAUUUCACUAAAAUGAGCGUGCUUAGCAGGAAGAGAUGUGUUCCUUACACUAGAAAUUACCCCGUCACAUGUAGUGGUGUCCCAAUUAAUGGAUUCUGACAUGGAUUAUGAAAGGCCAAACGUAGAGACCAUCAAGUGCGUUGUGGUGGGAGACAACGCGGUGGGCAAGACCAGGCUCAUCUGUGCCCGGGCCUGCAAUGCUACCCUCACCCAGUACCAGCUGCUCGCCACCCAUGUGCCCACGGUUUGGGCCAUCGACCAGUAUCGGGUGUGCCAGGAGGUGCUGGAACGCUCCAGAGAUGUGGUAGAUGAUGUCAGCGUCUCCCUCCGCCUCUGGGACACCUUUGGAGACCACCACAAAGACCGUCGCUUUGCUUAUGGGAGAUCCGAUGUGGUGGUUCUAUGCUUCUCCAUUGCCAACCCCAAUUCCCUCCACCAUGUCAAGACCAUGUGGUAUCCAGAAAUCAAGCACUUCUGCCCCCGAGCACCUGUCAUCUUGGUGGGGUGCCAGCUGGACCUGCGCUAUGCGGACCUGGAGGCUGUCAAUAGGGCCAGGCGACCCUUGGCUAGGCCCAUCAAGCCCAAUGAGAUCCUUCCCCCAGAGAAGGGUCGGGAGGUGGCCAAGGAGCUGGGCAUCCCCUACUAUGAGACCAGCGUGGUGGCCCAGUUUGGCAUCAAGGACGUCUUUGACAAUGCCAUCCGCGCCGCGCUCAUCUCCCGCCGCCACCUGCAGUUCUGGAAAUCCCACCUCCGCAACGUGCAGCGGCCUCUGCUGCAGGCGCCCUUCUUGCCUCCCAAGCCGCCUCCCCCCAUCAUCGUGGUGCCCGAUCCCCCCUCCAACAGCGAGGAGUGCCCCGCCCACCUCCUGGAGGACCCGCUGUGCGCGGAUGUCAUACUGGUGCUGCAGGAGCGGGUGCGCAUCUUUGCCCACAAGAUCUACCUCUCCACCUCCUCCUCCAAGUUCUACGACCUGUUCCUCAUGGACCUGAGUGAGGGGGAGCUGGGGGGCCCCUCGGGGCCCGGGGGCCCCCGCCCAGAGGACCACCGGGGUCACCCCGAUCACCACCACCACCAUCACCACCACCACCAUGGCCGGGACUUCCUGCUACGGGCGGCCAGCUUUGACGUAUGCGAGAGCGUGGAGGAGGGCGGGGGCUCGGGGCCCGCUGGGCUCCGUGCCUCCACCAGUGAUGGGAUCUUACGUGGCAAUGGAACAGGUUAUCUGCCUGGGAGGGGCCGGGUACUAUCUUCCUGGAGCCGAGCUUUUGUGAGCAUCCAGGAGGAAAUGGCAGAAGAUCCUCUGACCUACAAGUCCCGGCUGAUGGUGGUGGUAAAGAUGGACAACUCCAUCCAGCCGGGGCCCUUCCGGGCUGUUCUGAAGUACCUGUACACCGGGGAGCUGGACGAAAAUGAGCGCGACCUCAUGCACAUCGCCCACAUUGCCGAACUUCUUGAGGUCUUUGAUCUGCGCAUGAUGGUGGCCAACAUUCUCAACAACGAGGCCUUCAUGAACCAAGAGAUCACUAAGGCCUUCCAUGUCCGCCGGACUAACCGGGUGAAGGAGUGCUUGGCAAAAGGCACCUUUUCAGAUGUGACCUUCAUCCUGGACGAUGGCACCAUCAGUGCCCAUAAGCCCCUGUUGAUUUCCAGCUGUGACUGGAUGGCCGCCAUGUUUGGGGGACCAUUCGUGGAGAGUUCCACCAGGGAGGUGGUGUUCCCGUACACAAGCAAGAGCUGCAUGAGGGCCGUGCUGGAGUACCUCUACACAGGCAUGUUCACCUCCAGCCCCGACCUGGAUGACAUGAAGCUCAUCAUCCUGGCCAACCGCCUCUGCCUGCCGCACCUGGUUGCCCUCACAGAGCAGUACACAGUGACCGGGCUGAUGGAAGCAACGCAGAUGAUGGUGGACAUUGACGGGGACGUCCUCGUGUUCCUAGAACUGGCUCAGUUCCACUGCGCAUACCAGUUGGCCGACUGGUGUCUUCACCACAUCUGUACCAACUACAACAACGUGUGCCGCAAGUUCCCCCGAGACAUGAAGGCCAUGUCCCCAGAAAACCAGGAGUACUUCGAGAAGCACCGGUGGCCGCCUGUCUGGUACCUGAAGGAAGAGGAUCACUACCAGCGGGCACGGAAGGAGCGCGAGAAGGAGGACUAUCUCCACCUGAAACGGCAGCCCAAGCGGCGGUGGCUGUUCUGGAACAGUCCCUCCUCUCCGUCCUCUUCUGCAGCCUCCUCGUCAUCCCCAUCUUCUUCCUCAGCUGUGGUCUGA
Lontra canadensis (Northern American river otter) is the source of this 2777-nucleotide messenger RNA. RefSeq names its product Rho related BTB domain containing 2 (gene RHOBTB2). The transcript has 10 exons. The record is from RefSeq and is a predicted model, not a curated record. The coding region runs from base 594 to 2777 and encodes 727 amino acids. Gene Ontology annotation, molecular function: GTPase activity; GTP binding; ubiquitin protein ligase binding. Gene Ontology annotation, cellular component: cytoplasm. Gene Ontology annotation, biological process: small GTPase-mediated signal transduction; proteasome-mediated ubiquitin-dependent protein catabolic process; regulation of proteolysis. NCBI's taxonomy places the organism in Eukaryota, Metazoa, Chordata, Mammalia, Carnivora, Mustelidae.